CUGCUGGCCCCGCCCCGGCUCCUCCUCCUGAGGGGACGGGAGGCGCGAGGCUGUUGGUUGGUGGCAGCGGACGCGGUGCGAGGGCAUUAUGGUGCCGCUGAGGGACUGCAAGGCCUGGCAGGAUGCUGGACUUGUCCUGUCCACAACUAGCAAUGAAGCCUGUAAACUAUUUGAUGCUGUGCUGACCCAGUAUGCAACCUGGACCAAUAAUGAGAGCCUUGGAGGUAUUGAAGGAUGUCUCUCAAAGUUAAAAGCUGCAGAUCCAAAUUUUACAAUGGGACAUGUCAUUGCUAAUGGUUUGGAGCUGAUUGGCACUGGAAGUUCAGUGCGGCUCAACAAAGAGCUGGACAGCGCGAUGAGAACAAUGAUGACGCUUUCAAAAUCACAGCCACUGACUGAGCGGGAGAAGCUUCAUGUAUCAGCGUUGGACAUGUUUGCCAGUGGACAACUUCCAAAAGCUUGUGAUCUAUGGGAACAGAUUCUGCAGAGCCACCCAACUGACCUGCUAGCCCUCAAGUUUUCCCAUGACACUUUCUUCUACCUGGGAUAUCAGACACAGAUGCGAGAUUCUGUUGCCCGGGUUUAUCCUUUCUGGACGCCUGAUAUUCCUCUAAGCAGCUAUGUGAAGGGCAUCUACUCGUUUGGACUCAUGGAAACAAACUUUUUUGAUCGUGCUGAGAAGCUUGCCCAUGAGGCUUUGGCUAUAAAUCGGACAGAUGCGUGGUCUGUUCACACCAUAGCUCACAUAAAUGAAAUGAAAGCAGAGGUGAAGAAAGGGUUAGAUUUUAUGAAGGAAACGGAAAACAACUGGAAGAACAGUGAUAUGCUUGCUUGCCACAAUUACUGGCACUGGGCUUUAUACUUCAUUGAAAAGGGUGACUAUGAGGCCGCUUUGACAAUUUAUGACAAUCAUAUUGCUCCCCGGUGUCUGUCAAGUGGAAGCAUGCUGGAUAUAGUAGAUAACUCUUCGAUGCUCUACAGGCUUCAUCUGGAAGGUGUAAAGCUUGGAGACAGGUGGAACAAUGUUCUCAAGCUUACAAAGCAGCACACCAAAGAUCACAUUCUUCUGUUCAAUGAUGUACACGUCUUGAUGUCCUCACUUGGAGCCAAAGACCACAAAACUACUGAUGAGCUUUUGACAACUCUUCAGGAACUUGCCAAAGAACCUGGUGAAGACCAUGAGCUUUCCCUGGCUCCUAGUUUGGGGUUACCACUCUGCCAAGCUCUCGUGGAGUUUGAAAAUGGAAACUGUGAUAAAGCUGUGGACCUGCUGUACCCAAUCCGUUAUCAAUUGAUCCAAAUAGGAGGCAGUAACGCUCAGAGAGAUGUUUUCAGCCAACUGUUGAUUCAUGCUGCUUUAAAUUCUAAAUCGCAAGCCAAACAAAACCUUGCGAGGUGCCUCCUAAGAGAACGUGAUGAGAUGAGACCAAAUUCACCAAUGACGGAGCGGCUCAUUAGGAAGGCAGCAACUGUCCAUUCAGUGGCAUAAGUCUUCCUUCGGUGCUUCACCUGAAAUAGCAAUAAGCUCACCAAUCAAAAUCUGUGUGCGAGGAGUGGAGGGUCAUGUGCUGUAAGCCAUGCUAGAGAUUCACAGAAUCGCAGACUGAUUUGGCUUGGAAGGAACCUCUGGAGAUCAUCUAGUCCAACCCACCUGCUAAAGCAGGUUCACCCAGAGCAGAUCACACAGGAAUGUGUCCAGGUGGGUUUUGAAUGUCUCCAGAGGAGGAGACUCCACAGCCUCCCUGGGCAGCCUGUUCCAGUGCUCUGGCACCCUCAGAGUAAAGAAGUUUCUCCUCAUAUCCAGAUGGAACCUCCUGUGCUUCAGUCUGUGCCCAUUGCCUCUGAUCCUGUUGCUGGGCACCACUGAUGGUAGGUAAGGGUACCCUAUGAAUCAGGGAUCUGACAAUGAUUUCCUUAAAAAAAAUACAACCUCUUGAAAUGCAGCAGCUGUAUAUCUUAAAUGAUGCCACAAGGAAAGAAGAAGAUAACCUGCUGAUGCUGCACAGCUUUAUGAAGCAUUCUGGGAGACUCCUUUUCUGGUGUAUUUUCCUGAAAGUUCCCUCUGAGCCUGAUUAUAGUACAGUAACUGUGCCUGGACUUCAGUCAUUCAUAGCUGGCUGUAUGCUGCCCUGGGAGUUCCUGUGGAGGUUCCUGUCUGACACUUUUCUUCCCCCAGCUCUCACUUGAGGAAAAAAUAGUUCAUUUUUGAAUCAGUGAUAAUUUGUGAAACCAGGUAAGGUUAUUUCAGUCCUUGCUUGGUGCCUUUUGAAUCCUGCAGACAGCUGGAGUUGCCUGUUCUUCACUUUCAUCACUGCUUCAUCUGUCCAGCCACAUGGCUGUGAUUGGCUUACUCUGUGCUAAAGUUAUACCAGAUAUUUGCUGUUGUUCUUAAUCAGUGCAUUUCAGGCAGUGGCUGGACAGAUACCUUUUUCCUCCAGCCAUAUAACAAGUCUUAUGAGGGAACAAAAGCCUGAGAAAUCUGCUGGCUGUUUAUGGCUACGUAGCUUAUGUGGCCCAUUGCUAGACAAAUUUCAGACAUUUGUAGUACUUUUGAUAUAAUGUGAUUUAGAAUUUUGUCUGCUUUACAUCAAUAAAUUUGAAGAUUUGCUCA
This is a messenger RNA of Columba livia (rock pigeon), 2611 nucleotides long. It is a transcript of the gene TTC38, whose product is annotated as tetratricopeptide repeat domain 38. Lineage: Eukaryota; Metazoa; Chordata; Aves; Columbiformes; Columbidae. The record is from RefSeq and is a predicted model, not a curated record. Bases 89 to 1489 code for a protein of 466 amino acids. Gene Ontology annotation, molecular function: protein binding. The transcript has 14 exons.